AUGUUUCAAGGUCAUUACGGACCCGCUGGAGUUCUUCACUUCUUCUUUCCCGAUGUGAGUUUGGUGUGGCUUUUGGUUUCCACACAACUCAUCGAUAUUGCCUAUUUCACACUUCAAUUAUUGUGUCAAAUGAACGUGUCGCACGAGUGUCCGUAUGAUUUUCUGUGUCAUGAACAUGCGACAUUUAAUGUGGAAUUAAUGAGAAGGAAUGCCAUUUUCCCUUCCGAUAUUCAUUCGGAAUAUUCACAUUCCUUGACAGGUUCUUUGAUCUUGACAUUCAUUCUUACCAUCUUGUAUUCAAUGGUUCAAAAAUUCAACUCUAAGAAGAGCGUGUCCAAUCUUCAUCAUCAUCACAGAUCCUUCUUGUCCUUGUAUGGCGUUCUGUUUUUAGGUGUGGUUUCACAUUGGGUGUUGGAUGUCCUUGUACACAGACCUGAUGUCACUCUCUUUCCUCCAUUCACUUCGGUAAGGAUUGGAUUGGGAAUGAUUGGAAUUUUGGCUGCAAAAAUUCGAGUGGUGGGUGGAAGAAGAAAUUUGGAUCAAAAGUUUUGGAGUGCCUUUGUGGUGUAUGGUUUGACAGCGACAGCAGUGAAUGUGUAUGCCUACUUUGGAGAUGACACUUCAAAGAGAGCAGAUCAGGUGGUGGAUGGGUCUCCGGUGCCUCCUGAUUUAGUGCCAUUGAUCUUUGUGUUGUAUUUGGUUGCUUUUAGUGUGUCGUACUUUUUGGAUUCCAGUUAUGGAGUGAAUCGUGAUGAAGGUGAUGUCAAGAAGUGGGAAUAA
Molecule: messenger RNA, 780 nt
Organism: Naegleria fowleri
Lineage: Eukaryota; Heterolobosea; Eutetramitea; Acrasida; Naegleriidae
Exons: 1
Coding region: 1-780 (259 amino acids)
Source: RefSeq, a predicted model, not a curated record